UUUUUCUAGGAAUCUAAAAAAGCUUUGUCUAAUGUUGCAUACAAAAAACAGUCGAAAAGAACUUUUGCCAAGUCUACCGCUUUGUGAAUCAAACAAGGUCCCUCAACUAAGUCAGCUGAUUUAUUUAAACAAAAUCUUGGAGUUUAUUUAAUUACACCCAACAAAACACGUUGGAAUAAACAAUAUUUUCAGAUUCAAAAGUGAUAUAUAUUUCAUGUGUCAUAUCAAUUUCAAUAAGCUUUUAUUUACUCCAGGGUGAUACUAACAUGUACUUUGGUCAUCUCCUACCUACAAUUGAAGAAUUAAUUUAUAAUUAUGAAUUAAUGACAAGUGAUCAAACAUUUUCUAAUUAUUUGAAACUUCUGGUGACUGCCAUACUUAAUGGUGUAAAAACAAGGUUUGCCCAUUAUUUGAUAGACAAAUUUUUAAUUACUGCUGCAGUCUGCCACCCACUAUUUAAAAAAGCAUGGAUUAUAAAUGAUAUAAAAAAGCAAUUGGCCUCAGAAUAUUUAAAAAGUGCCUGUUAUGACUUACAUACCAAUGAUAAUGACAAUAAUGAUGUAGAAGAUAACCAAAUGAAGGAUAAUUUAUCUACCUUUUUUAACCGGGUCACAAAAUUCCCAAGAGGAAAAAUCAACAGUUAGUGAUGAAAUAGAUAGAUAUUUGGGCACAUCUCCAACAAAGACUUUAGAAUGUUUGCAUAAUUUACCCACUAUCAAAAAAUUUUCAGGUAUUUGUGAAGCAGAACAUUCCACUACCUAGCAGUGCAUCAGUAGAGAAAGUGUUUAGUGUUUUUGAUGCAACAAUGCUAAAAAAAAGAAUAAAUAUGACGGAUCAACACUCAAAUGUUUGAUUAAUAUAAUAUAUUAUGAAUGA
Molecule: messenger RNA, 876 nt
Organism: Myzus persicae (green peach aphid)
Lineage: Eukaryota; Metazoa; Arthropoda; Insecta; Hemiptera; Aphididae
Exons: 3
Coding region: 267-644 (125 amino acids)
Source: RefSeq, a predicted model, not a curated record